AUGCAAAUCUUCACGAUACUGGCGAGCGUCCUAGCUGCGGUCGUCUCGAUAUCGGCAGCACCAACAACAGGAAUGGCAAAACGCGAGAUUGGAGGUGUACUCAUCUGCCAUGGCGCGAACGCAACAGGAGAUUGUCACUACGAGGUGUAUUCCCUGCAAGACUGCCACGACCUUCCCGCCGGGCUCUCUGGCAAUGCGUCGACCUUUGCACCUGAUGGAGAUGCCUUCUUCUGCUACCCUCGAGCAGGCAAUUGCUCGCAGAUCUGCACAUCGCCCACGGGCUGUACGUUCGGUGCUGUCUCCUUCUACAACCCCGUCAAAUACGACCUGAGCUCGAUAAAGUGGGAUACCUUGAUCAAGUCCUUCAGCUGUCACCUGAAUGCGACGACAACACCCUGGCCGUCCUCCAAAGCAUAG
Molecule: messenger RNA, 417 nt
Organism: Truncatella angustata
Lineage: Eukaryota; Fungi; Ascomycota; Sordariomycetes; Amphisphaeriales; Sporocadaceae
Exons: 3
Coding region: 1-417 (138 amino acids)
Source: RefSeq, a predicted model, not a curated record